Messenger RNA from Drosophila innubila, 1544 nucleotides. RefSeq names its product UDP-N-acetylglucosamine--dolichyl-phosphate N-acetylglucosaminephosphotransferase (gene Alg7). Gene Ontology annotation, molecular function: UDP-N-acetylglucosamine-dolichyl-phosphate N-acetylglucosaminephosphotransferase activity. Gene Ontology annotation, cellular component: membrane. Lineage: Eukaryota; Metazoa; Arthropoda; Insecta; Diptera; Drosophilidae. Gene Ontology annotation, biological process: dolichol-linked oligosaccharide biosynthetic process; protein N-linked glycosylation. The transcript has 5 exons. The coding region runs from base 206 to 1438 and encodes 410 amino acids. The record is from RefSeq and is a predicted model, not a curated record.
CAGCUGUGUUUGUUAUUGUCUUUGCCCGUAUUAUUGGCGUGUACUUUUGCGCUUGCCGGAGUUGUUAUAUUACGGCAUAAUGCUGGUGUGAUAUAUCAGAAUUGUUCUAUUUGAGCGAGUUCUCGCAUAUUGCACGACAUCAACUAUUUGGCCCACCUGCAGUAGUUUGAAUUUGUUAUCAGCUAUAAUCUAAUUAGUGUCCGAGAUGUCCACGACAGCAAUUGCCGUAAAUGCGACCAUUUCGACGGGCGCCUACCUCAUGACGGUGCGCAUGAUACCCCGCCUGAGAGAGAUGUUCAUCAAGGCCAACUUGUUUGGCCGAGAUCUGUGUAAAAAGGACAAGCCACAAGUACCCGAAUCGUAUGGCGUGAUUAUUGGUUGCGUUUUCUUGAUCUCCAUGUUUCUUUUUAUACCCAUACCAUUCACAUUUGAUGAGAACGCCGCCACGGACGCAGUUACCGGCGGAAAGCCAUUAACUUUUCCACAUGAUAAGUUCGUGGAACUGAUUGCCGCCUUGCUAUCGAUUUGCUGCAUGAUAUUCCUUGGAUUUGCUGACGAUGUGCUCGAUCUGCGCUGGCGGCACAAGCUCCUGCUUCCGACCAUAGCGACAUUGCCUCUCCUGAUGGUCUACUAUGUCAACUACAACUCCACCACUGUCAUGAUGCCCAACUUUGCACGUGGUCUCUUUGGCACCUCCGUUAACAUUGGCAUACUCUACUACAUCUUUAUGGGCAGUUUGGCGGUGUUUUGUACCAAUGCCAUCAAUAUACUCGCUGGCAUAAAUGGUCUGGAGGUGGGUCAAUCUUUAAUCAUUGCCGCUUCCGUUUUGCUCUUCAAUUUGAUCGAAUUGUCACUGGGUCAUCAGGUGGAAUCACAUCAAUUCUCUCUACAUUUUAUGCUACCAUUUCUGGCCACCUCGUUGGCUUUGUGGAAAUACAACAAAUAUCCGUCGCAGGUGUUUGUUGGCGAUACGUAUUGUUAUUUUGCCGGCAUGACCUUUGCAGUAGUUGGCAUUCUGGGCCACUUUAGCAAAACACUGUUGCUGUUCUUCCUUCCACAGAUAUUAAACUUCCUAUACUCCACGCCGCAGCUGUUCCACUUUGUGCCCUGUCCAAGGCAUCGUUUACCGAAAUAUGAUCAGAAUUCGGACUUGUUGCACAUCAGCACUACGGAAUUUCGAAUGGAUGAAUUGAGCAAAUUGGGACGACUUAUGGUCACUGUGCUCCGUACUUUUAGGCUGGUCAGUUGGCAGGAGCAACCCGAUGGCAGAAUUGUGACAAACAACUUGACGCUUAUCAACUUUGUCUUGGUGAUUUUUGGACCAGUCCAUGAACGAGUUGCCACCCAAAUGCUGAUGGCAUUCCAGGUGCUGUCCACAAUGUUGGCACUCUUCAUACGAUACCCACUGGCCAAUUACUUUUAUGCAACGGAAACUUAACCCCAAUCCUGUAAUCCUAACAUAAUUGUAGUAAGCCUUGGCUUUUCAUGUUGAUAUAAAUACACAGUUCCCAAAAGUAACUUAAGUACGAAAUUAUAUUUCCUAA